UGGGGGGACAGGUCUUUUCCUUGCAACACAUUGGGAAUCGUUUGCAGCACUGAGCUGAACCGAAGUGACAAGUUUACCACGGAUGGAGGCAACGGUCCAUCCCACGUGCUCAAGUUGGAGAAGAGAAUAGCUACCUUGCCCAAGUUUGAAAAAGGUGCCAAUGUAGAUGGUGGCAGCCCAUUCGGGACGGCACACCGACUGAUUUGCAGGUAAAACAAACUCGCGCCCAGGAGUUGGGGGGAGAGCAGGGGGAGGGGGUCGUCAAUGCCGAGCUUGACGCAGUUGACAUUGGCGUACGCACAUUGGCAGGUGAGGUCCCACAGCGGACUGGACUCGGCGAGGCAGUACACGGGACAAGGCGUACGAAGCCCCGACAAGGCAACGCUCAUGGACACGACCAACACCACCGCCCACCCGCUGUUGAUCCCCAAAUUGAGUCGGAGGAGCCACCGGUUGUGACUCUCCGCCGGAUUGUGUAGGAACGGAGUCGUCGACAGUUUUCUCGAUUUCAGCAAUUGGGUGGCAGCGUGAGCUUGUCCAAGUGCAAUGUACGUGCCGAGGUGCAUGCCGAGUUUGCACAUGGUGUCAAAGGCCGAGGACGGAACCAGGCGUCUUGUAAGCAGCAUUGACCGAGUGGCCGAGAGGUUGUCUUGGGACAACGAGGGCUCCACCACCACGUAGUGGAACACGGUGAUGACCAGCGAAAAGAGGGGGUGGCCUGUGGACAAGGUGAAGCUCACGAAGGCGUCGGCAAAGUUCAAUAGGGUAGUUUUGGCACGCACACUUCGCACAAAUAAGAACAGGGGCGACGCGAAGCUGUACAAGGCCACCGCGAGGCCAUACGACAUCACCUUGGCUGGCUCCACGCACGUUUUGAACAUGGCAUGGGCUUGGUGGCUCUGGAAGCCAACCUCGAACAGGUUGAACACAAUCACGAGCAUAUCCCGGCGGCGGCGAUCUGCUGAAACGGCUACGGCCAUGGCACAGUCUGUCGUGGGGCUGAGAUGUACUGACAACUGUGCAGUCGUCGAGAUAGAUGCGGAGAAGAGCAUCGAAACAACUGCUUUCAAAUGCAAGCAAAUGAGCACGGCAUAACUUACGAUGGCGAUGAGGGGCGAGUACACUUUGGCCAUGGACAGGUCUGCUCUGGGAGCGAACAAGAACACUGCGAUCCACAGGCCUAAAUACGUACAAACCGCGACAUGCAUGGCCAGCACUAGAACGAAUAAGACUCGUCGGCUGCGUGAUUGAAGAUGCGAGUUUGGCGGCCCCGCAUGUGGCGCUGGGUGUACUGCAGGCAUUGAACAAUAGGGAGUUUUGGCUUUUU
This is a messenger RNA of Aphanomyces astaci, 1327 nucleotides long. RefSeq lists its product as hypothetical. The record is from RefSeq and is a predicted model, not a curated record. The coding region runs from base 694 to 1095 and encodes 133 amino acids. Lineage: Eukaryota; Oomycota; Saprolegniomycetes; Saprolegniales; Verrucalvaceae. The transcript has a single exon.